AUGUCUGAACAAAGCUCCCAGACUGAGGAAUCCUCCAGCUACACAUUGGCUCAUGAAUGGACCGAGAAUCCGUUCUUCCUCCAUGCCUCGGAUUGCCCUGGUUAUAAUUUAGUCAGCAUGGUUUUGACGGGUGAUAAUUAUGACAGCUGGUCACAAGCCAUGACCAUUGUUCUAUCCGCAAAGAACAAACUAGGUUUCGUCAUGGGAGAUAUUCCAAAACCUGAAUCAACCGUUGCCACAUAUGCCCCAUGGGUCUCGUCCAGCAGCGUCAACCUUUCACGCUUUCCCUCCAGCUUCAACGGCACUCCUGUCCCCACCGGAUCCAUUUCCUUCCAGAAAUCCUCUGUCAGGAGCAUUCAGCCCGUUAGAGCUACCGCUGUUGAUGUGCGGCCUAUUGUUCUAAAUGGCAGCAACAAGACAAAGAUUGGAAUUAAUGGAUUUGGUCGAAUUGGAAGAUUGGUGCUUCGGAUAGCAACUGCUAGGGAUGAUAUCGAUGUAGUAGCUGUCAAUGAUCCUUUUAUCGAUGCUAAAUACAUGGCUUACAUGUUAAAGUAUGACUCUACUCAUGGAGUUUUCACUGGAACGAUCAAUGUUGUAGACGAUUCCACCUUGGAGAUUAAUGGAAAGCAAAUUAAAGUUGAAAGCAAAAGAAAUCCAGAAGAGAUUCCUUUGGGUUAUGAUGGGGCUGAGUAUGUUGUUGAAUCCUCUGGAGUAUUCACUACAUUGGACAAGGCUUCCGCACACCUGAAGGCUGGCGCCAAGAAAGUGGUCAUAUCAGCUCCUUCAGCCGAUGCACCUAUGUUUGUGGUUGGAGUAAAUGAAAAGUCAUACAAGUCAAACAUGGAUGUAGCAGAUGAUAUAUCAAAUGAGGAAGCAAUGGAGAUAAACAUGCUUCGGAGAAGUAAUGCAAAUCAAAUGGCAAGGGAUUACAAUAUGCCAGAGAUUCAAUAACUUUAUGUUUACGACCUUUGUAAUAUUGUUUUUAAUUAUUGACUUAUCAAAGCCAAUAUUCAAAGUUGAACAAUGGACUACGUUACUUCAUUAUUCAUU
Eucalyptus grandis is the source of this 1050-nucleotide messenger RNA. Its product is annotated as glyceraldehyde-3-phosphate dehydrogenase GAPCP2, chloroplastic. Gene Ontology annotation, molecular function: NAD binding; oxidoreductase activity, acting on the aldehyde or oxo group of donors, NAD or NADP as acceptor. The record is from RefSeq and is a predicted model, not a curated record. The transcript is spliced from 8 exons. Bases 1 to 951 code for a protein of 316 amino acids. Lineage: Eukaryota; Viridiplantae; Streptophyta; Magnoliopsida; Myrtales; Myrtaceae.